Messenger RNA from Coregonus sp. 'balchen', 2899 nucleotides. Lineage: Eukaryota; Metazoa; Chordata; Actinopteri; Salmoniformes; Salmonidae. The record is from the annotation of a GenBank genome assembly.
AUUUUGUUAAUGCAAGUACCCUUCUAACGUUUGCCUGCCACGUAGCUAGCAAUUGAUAUAGACUCCAUGCAACAUUGUUGCACACUUGUUAGUCAGGCUUGUCUAUUUAGUUUUGUACUCUGGAUUUAUCUAUCUAUCCAACCAGCAACCACUGAAAUGUUACUCCUAUCUUUUUGGUCAAUUGUUUCGUGCUUUUUGUAUGUGAAUGGCGCUAAACUACCCGAACCAGAGGUGAAAAUUGAGGUUUUACAUAAACCCUUUAUCUGCUUUCAGAAGUCGAAAUAUGGAGACCUACUUCUUGUGCACUUCGAGGGAUUUCUGGAGAGCAAUGGCACCAUGUUUCAUUCCAGGUGACUUGUUGAAAUCGAUAUGGAAUGCUCUGUUGAUUGGAUAAGUUUCCGUUGCUUCUUGCUGCAAUCUUACAGUCUACUAACCAAUGGUCAACCAAUCCAUCACACUCGAGAGUUGAAUUGCCCACCAAAUGAAUCCCUCUGAUCACACUCCCAUAACAACGGCAUGUUUGUGGACAUUGACAAUCACUGUGUUUGUUUGUUUUUCUGAUUGUUAAACCGGUUGGUUAAAGGGAUAGUCCAAUCAAAAACUAUAUUACGGUAUUUUGUUAAUUAGUCCACUGUCAAUACAAUCCUAAAAAUGGUGCAUGUCAGCACUGUAAUGACGCGUUUUUGCCCGUGAACCAGAGGAGGCUGGUGGGAUAAGCUAUAGGAGGACGGGGUCAUUGUAAUGGCUGGUAUGAAAUAUAUGGAAUGGUAUCAAACACAUCAAGCAUAUGGAAACCACGUUUGACUCCGUUCCAUGAAUUCCAUUCCAGCCAUUACAAUUAGCCAAUCCAUCUAGAGCUCCUCCCACCAGCCACCACUGGCAUGAACUAUCCCUUUAAUUUAGCGGUUACUGAUUUUUCUUUAAGAACACUAUGAUGGAUCUGUGUGACUCUUGGCAGCCGUAACCACGGGGAUAAACAGCCAGUGUGGUUCACCCUGGGGAUCCAAGAGGUGAUCAAGGGUUGGGAUAAGGGGCUGAAGAACAUGUGUUCAGGAGAGAGGAGGAAGCUCACUAUCCCCCCAGCUCUGGCCUAUGGCAAAGAGGGAAAAGGUAUUACACAUGUGUUGACAUAGGACUACCAGUAGCCUAAUGCUUACCGAAUCCUUCAUACCCAAUUACAGAACGUUAGCCUACCGGUACAAGAGGAAAAUGUGUGAUCUCCUGAGACACUGAAAUCCAUAAUUACUUUAAUUGGCUAGGUGCUCCUUUUGUGUCAAGGGUCAAUGUCAUCAGAUGCAUCACAAAUGGGACAAUAUUCCCUAGUGCAUUACUUUUGACUAGAGCGCUCUGGACGGAAGUAGUACACUAAGGAAUAGGAUACCAUUUGGGACACAGACGACAUGUCAUGUUGCUCAGGUUUGUUUCCAGGCAAAAUCCCCCCCGAGAGUACGUUGAUCUUUGACAUUGAGAUCAUGGAGAUUCGGAACGGUCCCAGGUCCCAUGAGUCGUUCCAGGAGAUGGAUCUCAACGAUGACUGGAGGCUCUCCAAACCAGAGGUAGGCAUCAGAGGACUCUACACAAGGCAGGGAUUAGUGGACCCUCGAGUCACAAACUACAUGGCUAACCUCACUCCCCAUCUUGAAAUGUCACGUAUUUGCGAGGCAGAGGAUCCCUGGUUUGAGCUCAGUAAGGGACAGGGUACCUAGGGAAGUAAGUGAUACUGUUAAGCAAGCUACAGCGAUACUGUUACACCAGGCUAAACUCAAUCAAGCCCAGUAUUUGAACCCAGGUCUAGUGUUUGUUAAUCUCCUGUAGGCAGAUUAUUUUACUUCUGGGUUAAAGAGAUUAGGUGUUUGUUUAUGUGAGGGUUUUAUGUUCUCUCUGUGACAGGUGAAGGACUACCUAAGGAAAGAGUUUGAAAGACAUGGCUACCAUGCUAAUGACACGCAUCAUGAGGCGAUGGUGGAGGACAUCUUCAAGAAGGAGGAUGAGGAUGAAGAUGGAUUCAUAUCUUCUAGAGAGUUUACCUACAAACACGAUGAGCUGUAGAAGUCUGAAUUUUAUAAGGUUGGUUCACAGUAGAUCAAGCGACUGUCUGUGGAUAACGUGUCGUUAGCCCAAGUAUAAACCAGCCUUUACUCCUAUUAACAUGUCAUUUCAUUUUCACUAUGUUCAAUCGGUCUUGAAUUUACAAUUAAAGUGUUCUGAGGAGCGCUCAGGGUUUACUGGCAUAUAUAUUUAGGAGAUUUUGGUAUUUUUCAGGGAUUUGUGGGUAUGAAAUUGCCUUGAAUACGUAUCAUAGAGAACACUAAGUCCAUCCACCGCAUUUAUGCCCAAUGUGACCCAUGUACAGUUAUUUAGAUUCAUUUAAAUGAUUUUCUGUAUAGACACAUAGUCUUUAGUCUUUAGUUCAAGUACAAGGCUGAUGGUGAAUGAUGGGGUCACCAGUUUGUAAAGUAUCAUACAGUAUUUCUAAGAAUAUCUGUUUGUCAGCCACUGAAAUAAAAUGCCUUUUCAUAAAACUCUCAAGAGUCAUGUACUCUUUCUUUUUCACCGCAAACAUGGCCAAGUUGCAACUGCGCCACCAAUGCCUUUAGGGAGAGGCGCUUAUAGCAGAGUACAGGAUGAUCAGUAGAGGGCGCUCUUUCUCCUGUUUUCAUACCAAAACCCAAAGUGCAGAACAACUCCUUUACUUACUUGCAGAAAACAGUUAAAGUUAAAAGGUCACAGAAGACCGUUCCAUCACUAGUAUUUGUCCCCCUAUUUCACACCAUCUGUAACACAGGGGUAAAUAAGCAGAUUACAUAGAGCAAAGGGGAAUACAGUAUGAAGGAAUGACCUGGUUCAUCCUUUUUCAACUCAGGUUCACGCAGAUGUACACUACCGUUCAAAGGUUUGG